AUGGCGGACGUGAAGGCACAAGCAGAAGAAAUCAAACAAAAAGGGAAUGCUGCUUACAAGAAAAAGGAUUUUGAAACAGCUUUGAAACAUUAUGAUGAAGCCUUUGCCAUUGAUGGAACAAAUAUUACAAUUCUGACGAACAAGGCUGCAGUUUUCUUUGAACAAGGAGAAUAUGAUAAAUGUAUCGAAACUUGUGAGAAGGCUGUUGAGGUGGGACGUGAAAAUCGUGCUGAUUACGCCCUGUUGGCAAAAGCCUUGGCAAGAAUCGGUAAUUCCUAUCUGAAAAAAGAGGACCUAAAGAACGCUCUGGUGUAUUUCAAUAAAUCUUUAUUAGAAAAUAGAACUCAAGAAAUUGUGAAGAAGCAAUCCUCUAUUAAGAGAAAUCUCUCUACUUUUCUAGCCAAGGUUUUUUUUGUUAUUUCUGUGUAA
Messenger RNA from Lottia gigantea (owl limpet), 429 nucleotides. RefSeq lists its product as hypothetical. NCBI's taxonomy places the organism in Eukaryota, Metazoa, Mollusca, Gastropoda, Lottiidae. The coding region runs from base 1 to 429 and encodes 142 amino acids. Gene Ontology annotation, molecular function: Hsp90 protein binding. The record is from RefSeq and is a predicted model, not a curated record. The transcript is spliced from 3 exons.